AUGCCGCUCUCGCGCACCGCGUCGUCGCACAUGCUCAACAUGACGCACAACUUCUCGAAGACGUCCAUGCCGUGGGGCCCGCGGCGGUCGAUCCUCGCCGGCGGCAGCGGCAUCUUCUUCUUCCUUCCCGGCGUGUUCGCGACCGGCGCGAUGAAGGGGUGGAUAUACCUCGCGUUCUGGAUACAGGGCGUGGUGUCGUUCAUGUCAGACUACUGGACGUGCGGGAUGGACUCCGCGUGGCACGGCGCGGACCGAUGGAUGGCGACGAUCAUGACGCUCGGGAUGAUGUGGUUCGCGCACGACCGCCUGUCGUUCUGGCACGCCGCGCUCGCGCUCCCGCCGCUGUUCUGUCUGUAUCUCUCCAAGCGCGCGGUCCUCGCUGCCGACUGGGGAAAAUUCGUGCUCUGGCACACGCUCUGGCACGUCGGCGGCGUCUCCGGCGCGUCGUACAUCAUGUGGCUCAUGUACGACCAGCCCGCGCUGGGGGACGUCGUGGGGAACAUCGCGUCCGUGGUCGUGGACGUCGUGGGCGCCGUGGGGGAGAACGCGAGCGCGGCGAUGACCUGGGCCGGAGGCGGGUCGGAGUUGUGA
Messenger RNA from Micromonas pusilla CCMP1545, 591 nucleotides. RefSeq lists its product as uncharacterized. The record is from RefSeq and is a predicted model, not a curated record. The transcript is spliced from 2 exons. Lineage: Eukaryota; Viridiplantae; Chlorophyta; Mamiellophyceae; Mamiellales; Mamiellaceae. Bases 1 to 591 code for a protein of 196 amino acids.